This is a messenger RNA of Monascus purpureus, 1206 nucleotides long. Lineage: Eukaryota; Fungi; Ascomycota; Eurotiomycetes; Eurotiales; Aspergillaceae. The record is from the annotation of a GenBank genome assembly.
AUGAUGUCUCGAAGAGCCUUGCCCUUCAGGCUGCUGCGGAACGCGUGUGUUCGCUCUUAUCUAGACUCCGUGCCUGGCCGGAGAGCUCUUCAGACAGUCAAUUCUAAACCAUUGAUACCAGAUUUUGCCUUCGCUUUUGAUAUCGACGGUGUCCUCCUGCGUUCCUCUACUCCGAUCCCCGGUGCUGCUGACUCCCUCACCUUUCUCAAGGAGCAAGGGAUUCCUUUUAUCCUUCUCACAAACGGUGGUGGAAAGCAUGAAACAGAAAGGGUUGCAGAUAUCAGCGAGAAGCUCAAAGUACCGUUAGACGAAUCAGUGAUUGUUCAGAGCCAUACACCAUUCGCGGAACUUGUACAUGAACCAGACACGAAGCUGAAGGAUAAGUGUGUCCUUGUUGUUGGAGGUGAAAGUGGUAAUUGCCGAAAAGUAGCAGAAAGGUAUGGAUUCAAAAAUGUAGUGACUCCGGGUGAUAUCUUUGUGUCGAACCCCUCUAUCUGGCCAUAUUCAGGAGUCUUCAAGGAUUACUACCAAAAAUUCGCAAAGCCUAUUCCAAAUGCCGAUUCUUCGAAGGGACCCAAGAUUGACGCAAUCUUCGUUUAUAACGACCCUCGCGAUUGGGGCCUGGACCUCCAAGUGAUUGUCGAUGUUUUACUAUCGUCGCAAGGCAUUGUUGGCACCAAAUCCGAAAAGAAUGGCCGGAGUGAUCUUCCCAACCGCGGUUAUCAGCAAGAUGGGCAGCCGCCUCUUUACUUUUCAAACCCCGACCUAUGGUGGGCCGCCUCUUAUCAUCUACCUCGCCUAGGUCAGGGUGGAUUCCGUGAAGCUUUGGAGGGCGUUUGGGCAGCUGUAACCGGUGGCCCCAGUAAGGGAGUUGAGCUGAAGAAGACAGUGAUUGGAAAGCCAUCCCACAUCACAUACGAAUUUGCAGAGCGGCAUUUACUCCGCAAUCGGAUAAAAUUCUUCGGGGAAACUGACCAUCUUCCUCUGAGGACAGUAUAUAUGGUUGGAGACAACCCAGAGUCAGAUAUCCGUGGGGCGAACUCCUACAGAAGCUGUUAUGGUAGUCAAUGGAACUCGGUCCUUGUCCGAACAGGAGUUUACAGUGGCGGACAGCCCGCAUGGAUGCCCAAGGCAAUUGUGGACAAUGUUCAAAAGGCCGUUGAAUACGGCCUGAAGUCCUCGCAGUGGCCUGUUUCCAAGUUUUGA